Molecule: messenger RNA, 2957 nt
Organism: Chrysoperla carnea
Lineage: Eukaryota; Metazoa; Arthropoda; Insecta; Neuroptera; Chrysopidae
Exons: 5
Coding region: 571-1674 (367 amino acids)
Source: RefSeq, a predicted model, not a curated record
CAUCCAUCCUUGUCACACAAUAAUGAGAGUUCAUUUAAAAUGGAAAAUAAAAACAUGUCUCGAAUUACUUUGUAUAAACACAUUCGAUAUGUUGAUUAUGGGUUAGUUUAGUUAGCGUGUUUGUAGUGGCGGUUUGCACGAUAUGUUGAUGGCUACGGGGAAUGAGUUAAACACCCCAAUUUGGUAUUUCCAUUACUUAUCAAAGAUUGUAACAUACACCGAGUCGUCAUUCCAUUCUAAGGUGUUGUGCUUUCUACAUAUAUGGUUACAUUGAACUGUGUCAUACAAAACAAAUAAACAACAUUGUUUCCAUUGCAAAUUUUCUCAAUUUACGUCGUAAAUCGAAAUAUUCUACUUCCAAAGAAAUUUCCUUUAAAACCUCUUAUUAAAUAAAAACGAGGCAAAUUUUUCACAAUCGAACUCUACGAAUACUGUUUACGUCCGUUGAAAAAACGUCUUCCAUUAAAAACGUGCGAAGUAUUAUCGGGCCGAAAACGUUCGGGGCGAAGUUUAUCAUCAUCGACACAAUCGGAUCCAUAUCAAGAUACAUUAUAUACGGCAAUCAGUCAAAUGGAUUCACCAAGUGGAGCAAGCAAUGGCUCUGCAACAGGCGGAGGGGGGCAUGUAGUAGGAGUAGCCGGUGGAGGUGCACAUGGAAGUACCACAGUCCCAGGCGAAGAUGGAGAUGAUAGUCCGAAUGGUUGGAAUUGUAGUAUACAUCCUAGUGUAUUUUUUUUAUUAGGUACUCUGGUAUUAACAUCAUGUUCAUCAGCAAUGUUAUGCGCAGCAAUUAUGACUGAUCAUUGGGAGGAAGUAACCUGGCAUAGAGAUAGUUUAAGAAGUUUAGUACAAGAAUAUAAUAACAUGUCAAUACAAUCGAUAGGCCAAGAACUGUAUCACAUACAUCAUUCACAUCGACAGUUAAUACACUUACAAUGGUUAUUAGAUGGUACUGUAGUUCGAGUGACAACAUCUUCAGCGAAUCUCUUAGAGGAAGAAAGUUCUACACAAAUUAAUCAUUCAGAGCGGUCACCAGUUGCAUUUUUAGUUCCAAUGCAUGGAGGAAUUUGGACGCUAUGUGUAAAUUUAUCUGAGGAAGAAAUCACUUUAUUGGGAAGAGUAGGUUUUCCACCAGUAAAAACUUGUGUUAAUUAUUUAGCUGGCGGUAUUGAUGGCGCAAGAGAAGAGCCCAGAUCUGACUGGCAACAUAGUACGUAUAGAAUGCAAAAUUUAUCAAUUUCGUGUGCCCUAGUCUGCUUAAUUGUAUUAGGCAGUGCAGCAUUGGUAGGGGCAUUUGGUGUAUGUAGACAUCAAAUUAGCGCAGUUUUAGUCACUGGUGUAAUGUAUUUACUAGCAGCUUCUUUUGCACUCUUCACGCUAACAAUAAUUCACUUUAAACGCAAAAAGGGAGGAACUCAAAUUGGAACAAUAAAUCCAACUGGAGCUCAUGCAGAUGGAACGGUUGAUGGAGUAGUAACGGCAUUGGCAACGAUUCGUGGUGGUAGCCCCGCAGCCGAGGCAUUACGAUAUUUACUUUCAGCACGGGAGUUUAGUACAGCCUGGAGUUUAGAUUUAGGUUGGGGUGGUGUAAUGCUAACUGUUAUGACAAGUGUCUUAUGGAUUUUAUUAAGUAAAAUAAUGAGGUUUAAUCCUAUUAGCAGUAUGAUCAAUUAAUUAAUUCUAAUUUAAGUGAUUUAUUAGAAAUUAAAUUUCGCGCUUGUUAAAAAUUUUACAAUAUAUACAUUUAGGAAUAACCUAGAAAUAACGAAAUUUAACAACGCUUUUUUAAUAAUAGUAACGAUUUGGAUAAUAGACAAAUAAGUCGUAAUUGCCAGUAGAAGAGACUCCGUUGUGGGCCCAACGAUGAGUUACUUUAAAAUUAUAAAUCUAUCUUUUAUCGUUGGCAUCGACAACAGAGUCUCUUUUAUACAUAUAACAGGAAUAUUUUGAAAAAGGCACUCCAUUCAUCAAACUGUACUCUAGUUAAUAGAUCUGAAUCUUAAUAUUAUAGAUGAAAACUAGAGGAAUGGAUAGAUUGUGUCUAUGAACCUAAAAGAAAAUAAAUACUUGUCUCUGGAAAAAACUAUAGAAAACGCACAAAAUUAAUAAUAACCAAAAAUAUUCGCAAAUUGAACAUAAUUUAAUUGAACAUUAGUCUAGUACGACACGAAAAUGGCAAAUUAAAGUUUGGAAAUAAUAAAAUGAUAAAUUGGAAAACUUUUGCAUGUGGCUGUCUGACAAUUCCAUACACCACAUACAGCACAAUGCAAUGUAAACAAGUAAAAAGGAGUGCGUCACUUUGCGCGGCGAAGCAUUAUAUUACACAAUAAAUUUUACUUAAAAUGGCAACAUAUAAGAUGCACAAAGCUUCUUGGCCACUUACGUGGACAAGUUUUUCUAAAGAUGACGCCUUUUCGUAACAGCUCGCCACGCCAAAGUGAGUAUUUGAUAGGCCAAACCUAUCAAAAAUUGAAUUUCGCUAUUCUUGGCCUAUUUUCGCCUGCUAAAAAUUAUAAACAAGAUUAGAGCAAAAUAAUAGUGCCUAGAUUAUUAUUAUAAGAGAUUGUGAUACUCUCAAAACCCCGCUCGCACUGUUUUACUCAUUUUGUAUAUUCAUAGUUCGAAUUUCUGUUUCAAGUAGGACUGAAAAAACAGAGGUAUUUUACAGAAGUUUUAUUAGCUAUGGCUGCGAAAUCGUAUCAAAUACUAUGUUUUAUUACGAUAAAAAAAAAGUAUUUCCAAACUUACGACGAUAAAAAAUAACACCUCUUUUUAAUGGACUUUCAGCUCGUGGCAGAAAAAAAUAAUUAAUUUUUUAGUCUGUAAAUGACAGAGGGCAUAUAUACAGCCACAAACAACAACAAAAUGUAUAAAAUAAUAGGAAUAAAAAAUAGUUAAAAAUUAACAUUAGUAUGUAUACGAGAAAAUCGUCUGCAAAUAAAUUUUUAGUGUAUUGA